AUGUCGGCAGCUCAGCAGCAGGCUUCUGGCGCCGACGCCGCUACCUCGGCCGCUCCGCAGAAGCCCUUCCAGACCAAGCUCGUCCUCCUCGGCGAGGCCGCCGUCGGAAAGUCGUCGGUCGUCUUGCGCUUCGUCCAGAAUGACUUCCAGGAGAACAAGGAGCCCACCAUCGGCGCCGCCUUCCUCACACAAAAGUGCCGUCUCGAGGACCGCCUGAUCAAGUUUGAGAUCUGGGACACGGCUGGCCAGGAGCGCUUCCACUCGCUCGCCCCCAUGUACUACCGCAACGCGCAGGCCAGCGCCGUCAUCUACGACGUCACGAAAGCCAGCUCGUUUGAGAAGGCCAAGUCGUGGGUCAAGGAGCUGCAGCGACAGGCCAACCCCAACAUUGUCAUUGCGCUCGUGGGCAACAAGAUUGACCUGCUUGGCGAGUCGUCGACCAGCGACGCCGACGCCGACGCCGACGAGGACGACGACACGGCCACUGCUACGCCCGAGGCCGGUGCGGCGGGCGACGCCGGCUCUCUGCGCGCCGUGCCCAAGGACGAGGCCGAGGCGUACGCCAAGGAGGCCGGCCUGCUGUUUUUCGAGACCAGUGCCAAGACGGGCGAGGGCGUCGUCGAGGUCUUUACAGAGAUUGCCAAGAAGAUUCCGAUCGACCUUCACCUCGCACGGAGCGCUGCGGCCGCGGCCACGGGCAACGCCAGUGCCGGCAGGACGGGAGGCGCGGGCCAGGGCGGCGUCGACCUCAACGCCGACAACAAUGCCCAGCGGAAGGAGGCAUGCAACUGCUGA
Molecule: messenger RNA, 795 nt
Organism: Pseudozyma flocculosa PF-1
Lineage: Eukaryota; Fungi; Basidiomycota; Ustilaginomycetes; Ustilaginales; Ustilaginaceae
Exons: 5
Coding region: 1-795 (264 amino acids)
Cellular component (GO): endosome
Molecular function (GO): GTP binding; GTPase activity
Source: RefSeq, a predicted model, not a curated record